GAAAUGGAAUAUUCUUCUGGCUCUGAUCAUAUUCUCCCAGUACAAAGGACAAGUGAGGUUUACCUCUCCGGACCUCGGUUUACUGACACCAGUCCUGAUGCUCGUACAAGAUCAAGGAGAACCAACGGUAUCGGUCACAGGAACCCUUCUUCCAAACAUGAUGGUUUGUCAUGGCAACAGUAUAAGGUGCUUGCUACCAGAAGGAAAGAAGCCCAAAGUCACACUGGGAGGAUGGAUGUAGAAGGGAUGAAUGGGAGGAGUUUUGCCUCUUCUGAGAACCCGUUCAGAACUUCUGCUGACAUCCACCGCCAUGAAUUUGAAGGUCGUCAUGAACCUGAUGAUCAUCAAGAAAGAUUCCUUCUUGAUGGGUUGACUGGACAUCACAGUCCUUCCCCACUCUCACGUUCAGCAUUGGACACAUUCCAUAGCCAGGCAGAUCCCAGUGGAGAUGACAUGAAACAUAGUCGCGAUGCAAGAAUGUCCACACUUGUGAAUGGCCACAGUGAAUUUGAUCCAGUAAUGAAUGACUUUGAAGACUGUGAGUUUGAGCAGGAAUACAUGCAUGAUGGAAGGCUCCAAAGGCCUCAUUCAUCCGGAACAAAGAGACGUCAUCCUUCACCAUCCUUCUGCCAGAUUGAAGAAGGCAAUGCUAGGUUAGAUCUUGGGGAAUUUGUGCCUCCAGGACCUACAGUAGAUGGGCACACUUCAGACAGCCAAACAGCAUCCAUAUACAGUAUUUCAGAAUUCCAAAGAGCAGAAUCCCAUAGAGUUUCAAAGAGAACAAACAUUCAAAGACAGCAAGGUCAAAGGCAGGUUGCUAACAGUAUUAUUUCCAGAACAAAUUCAAGUGAUUCCGAUGUUGAUUUGAGCGAACAUAGAAAAUUAAAUGCUCACAGCCAAAAUCAUGAGCAGGUACAGUCUAUGCUUCCAGCAGUAUUGGAACAAAAACAAAGUAGUGCUCACCUGACAAUUCAAAGUCUUCCGCCGUCAAGUUCAUCAGCAUUGGAUAGGACAGCCUCUGGCAACACUUCAUCCCUUGACCUGAAGCGACCAAGAAGGAGAAAGCUGGAAACUGAGUUUUCAAACUCGCAGACAUCCAUGAGUGAAGCAAUUAAAACAAGUCAGUUUGCAGAAGGUGAUGCAAAGCCUUUAAGAUUAAGUGGCAGAACAGACCUGAAUGUCCAACCUGAUUUCCUAAGAGAUGGAACGGUGCAUGAUCCUGUGCUUCCUUCUCUAUUAUCGUCAGACUUUAUGGGUACAUCUGUCCAGGAAGACCGUAGGAUUUCCUCUAGGCAGCUUCAGGAACCUGACUACCUGUCGAUGCAUCAGCAAGAGGGUCACAACAGUCAGCCUAACCAAAGUGAAACCGGAAGUAAGGGCUCAUUUCAUGGAACUCCUGAAUCGUCUGGAAACUUCAGAAGUCUUUUCGUUUCUCCAUCAUAUACACAUGUGGUUCAUCCUCAAAGGAGUGCACCAGAUCUACUGAAGUCUUCCAGACCAAUGAACUGUGCAUAUCCUGAUGGAUUUGAUCCAGUGCAGGAUCUUCUGACGUUCUCAACAACACAAUCAACAACCAAAGGACCAACAAAUGCCAAAGCAGCUUUGCAUUCUAUGAGAAGUCGUGAGCCAAGUGGUGUGAGAACAAUCAAUGAUUAUUUAUUGACUACCUCAAAAGGUUUAUCGUCGCAAUAUUCAUCAGCAUUGUCUUCAUAUUCGGUACAAUCACCAGAAGUUCUUGAUAAGCUGCCAUUGCAGAAAACCUCUGCUCUGGAAGGACACCUUGCUCAGCAUUAUACAAAUACAGGUUUCUCAAGUACAAAUCAUCAGUUAGAAAGAUAUGAGAAUGUACCCAGUUCUUUGAACCAAAGCGCACAUAGAUUAACACAUUCCAAUCACUCAAUACUUGAUCACCAGUCUAGCAUUAAGACUACUGCAGAUGGUGAUGCUCCACAAUCCUUUAAAAGAGACUGGUACCAACUCUCUGGAUCACACAGUACAUCUUUUCAGCAUCAGGAUCUUCAGGAUUUCCUCCCAGAAGGGGAUAAAUUACCAUUCUCCUUGCAAGAGAGAAGGAUGGAGCUUCAAAGAGCCAUGAACUAUCAUUUAGAGGAGGAACCACACCAGGAUCUCUAUGCUGAUACAUCAAGUCAUGGUGAUAAGAGGCUGAGAUGCUCUGCGGAUUCCGCUUCAAAGAUAAGAGGAAGUCUUUCAGAGAUGAGUUUCUCCACCACCAGGGGCAGCCCACGUCGAGUCACCUCCAUCCUGUGGGUAUUCAAACUGUUAGACAUACUGCACAACCAUCCUGUGGAAAAACAUGAGGUCCUUGUUUCACAGUCAUACUGGUUUAGGAGAUGGUUGAGUAAGGUGAGAUUACUGAAGAUGAUCCGUCAAGAGGAGAAGACUAAGUGGAGAAGAGCUGUCAUCUACCACAAUAUCUCCGUCCAGCAGAAGUGCCUAAGGCAGUGGAUGGCUGCAGUGCAGUCAAGGAGCAAGUCAGCUAGACUCCUUUACCAGCACCGUCUUCUACACAAAGGACUCGGUGCAUUCAGGUUUGCUGUAAUGAGCAGUAAAGUCCAGGCGUUACAGCUGGAGACAAGGCUAAAGAUCACGACCCUUGCCAAGUAUUUCAACAAGUGGAGUACCCUUACACAGCUGCGCAAAGAGAAGGAAGCCAUCUUGGAGCAAAUAGCCUAUCAGCACGUCACUGUCAGAGCAUUCAGUGCCUGGAAAGAAGGCUACCAUGCACAGCAGAGAAUGGGCAUCGCAGAUCUCCAUUACAAAGUGGGUCUCUUGUCAAGGUGCAUAGAAAGCUGGAAGACGUAUCUUGCUCAUCGGAGGAGGAAGUUUUACCAGACGGAGGUAGCGAGGGUCUACCAUGAGGACAGUCUGGUCAAGAGAGCCUGGGUAACCAUGGCAACCAUCUGUGGUGAGAGACAAAAGGCCAGGAGACAAUAUAGGCGGUCCAUGCUGCGCAGGUCCUGGAGGGCAUGUAGGAGUGGCAUACAGAUCAUCAAGAUGGAGAAUCUUCAUGACAAUGCCAAGGCUGUGGUCUUCAGGGAGCGAGCAAUCCUCCAGAGGUUCUUUGCCGACUGGAAGGAGAGAGCCAAUGUCUCCAUGGUGACACACAGGAGGGAGAAAUCACAACUCAGUCAAGCCUUUGAACUUUGGAAACUGAAGCAUCACAGGAGGCAGGUGCUCUAUAUGAUCCUGGACUCCAAGGCUCGCAAGACUCGGAGGAAGAGGGCAUUCUUAGCAUGGAGGGAGCACACGCAGCGGUGCGCAGAGGCGCGACGGAAAGGGGUUAGGUUGAUUGAAAGGGUGCACAUGGGGGUCGUGAUGUCCGCGUGGCAGUCUUGGACAAGCAUUCGAAUAUGUCAUAGGCAAACUGUGCAAAGACACCUGGCCGUCCGCGAUGCCAGGACAGUGGUCAGUGCCUUCCGUGGGUGGAAACUCUGUUGGCUGAGGGAGAGGGCGCUACAUCAAGGUCUGGAGAGAUGGUCGGAGCGAUGCCUGAAGAGGGCAGCACAGCGAUGGAAACACCACGUCGUCAAACGCAGGCAAUGGGACCAGGCUGAGGAGCUAGUUAAACAGUCGGAGAAUGCUUGUCUGAGAAGGUCAUUCUCAAAGUGGGUCAAAGCCAAAGCUCAAUCUGACCAUGAGAGACAGAGGGCAGCAGACAUGCACUCUCUCUUACUCCACAGUCAGCUACACCGAACUUUCCUUGCUUGGAGGCUGGAGAUGAUGAUGACGAGAGCCGUCGGACCGUUGACUGAAAGGAGAGAGAAACGGUGUCUGGCCAAAGCAUUUGACAGCUGGAGAGAUAUUAUCACAAGGAAGAAAAUGGGACAGAACUUUGCUGAAAGGUGCAAGAACAGUAUCACUGCAAUAACCUUUAGAUAUUGGAGAAACCAGACCGAGUGUCGUCUCCACGCCAAGCAGGAGCAGGACUCCCAGGAGGCCAGCCUCAUCUUGGGAUGCUUCCAGGCCUGGCAGAAGCUCCACCAGAGAGAGACAACCAGGAGAACGUUCGCCAAGCAACGGGAGACGGGAUGCCUGAGGGAGGCGUUCACAUCGUGGAAAGCACAGGCGGCAGAGGCGGAGCUGGAGAAAGAGAUCCAGAUGGGAAAGGAGCAGAGAAGAUUUCUCCUUCAGAAGUUGUUUUUCAAGGCUUGGAGGAGAGCGAGCGGUGAAGAGGCAGAGCGGGGGAACGAGAGAUGCUCCGUGAUCCAAGACGGGCAUGCUGCAUCUACUCUCCUAGAGACGUGGAAGAGAUGGAGGAGAUCGUUGGAGGUUGAGCUGAAAGCAAGAUCACUUGCUGAGAAUAAUCAGCAUCGAAUGCUGGAGGAAAGCUUUCAUUCAUGGCACCGACACACCCAGCAAAGCAUGAGUGCAGCCGUAGGAAGAUUCCAUGCCAGGUUGAAUGAAUCCUGUAGUUCUCUUCAGAGUCCAGAACUCCAGCCUGCAAGCUUUCCAUCUUCACAAUCACCCUCCUCCUCCUCCUCCUCCUCCUUCUCUUCUUGUUCAUCAUCAUCGCCACCCCCUGCAUUGUUAUUAUCGAAGCUUCAGGCUCAUGGGAUGCUAUCUCCAUGUGCAUCAUCUCCAUCACCCCUGAGGGAGGCGUCUGUCCACCUUCAAGAGGAGUUGUAUACAGAGUUCUCCCAUUCUGUGAUGAACGGAAGAGCUGUUGAGCCAUCUGCAUGGCCUGGAUCUGCUGAAGACAUCGCAGCAAGAGAUGCGACUCCACAUGGACCAGAUCCCUCGGUGUAUACAUCGCUGGAUUGCAUCAGUAGAACUCCAUCCCCACUCCGGAAUCUACACCCUGGCAACUCCACCAGUGAUCAGGAAGAUGCAGACUUUGUACAUCCAAUAGCCUUUGAGGUCAAAGAUCAGUUAGAGUCAGGUGAAGGGUCAGUCAUAAGUCUAGAUCAAGGUGUUGAAUCGUCUGGUCGGAGCAUAGACUCCCAUCCCAGCCACAUUGGUGUCUCCUCCAUCGCCGACAGCGGUUACCAUGCCAAUGGAUUCAUGGUCUUCUCGAACGGGGAGUCGCAGCUGGACGGCAGCAGUGACAGCACCUCCUCCGUGCAAAGCGUGAAGGACACCGUCAGCUCCACCAAUGUCUUACGGAUGUCUCCACACAAGAACAACAACAACAACAGUGCAUCUCAGCUCCUGGAGCUAUCCCAGCACAGAGAGGAGUGGGUGGGGCUUACCAAACUCUGGUGUUCAACUGAAGACUCUCCAGGAAAAACAGAGGAUGACUACCCCUUCUUCAAGGAAAUAGCAUCUCCUGGAAGUGCUGGGCAAAAUGUAAAUGACAUGCUAAUCAUGGAGAAUGGCACAAGUCCACUCGGUUGUCACAGUGGUUCUGUGUCAUCCAGAGUCGGAUGCUUUCCAGUACAACAUGGUGAUGCAUUGCAUAGAUGUACAAAUGCCAUCAGGAACACCAGAGACAUGGAUAUGAUCGGUAUCGACGGAGAAACGAUGAACUUUCCAGCUGAAGCAUAUGUUGAGAUGGAGGAUGAUGACGAUGAUGGUGAAGACGAUGAUGAUGAUGGGGAGGAUGGGAAUGAUGUUCGUGGAUAUGAUGAUAACAUCAGUAAUGGAUCGCUUGGAUCUAGGAACUCAUUGCGAACCCCUGAGAAGUCUACUGCUCAGUUCAUAAAUCUGCAAAGAUUGACAGCCAUUAACAAUAAAAAGGCCUAUAUGACAUCGGUCAUCCUUCGCCUUCGGCUCUGGCCCGCCAGCGCUGCUUUCUACCAGUGGUUGGAAUACACCCGAUUGAAGAAGAUGCACAGAGAGACCAGAGCUCUGGUCGAAGGCAGGAUGAAUGAUGCUGAGCUGCGAGAUGCAUUUCAACAUUGGAGGCAGCACAGCAGUGAUAGUCAGCUUGCUGCCAGCUAUCUGGAUAAGAGGUUGAUGGAGAGAUAUUUCCGCACUUGGGCCUGCAUCAAGGAGAGAGAAUCGAAAGGGGAGAUACAGGCAGCAAUAGCAAUGCAGUUUGCAUCAAGCACAUUACUCAAAUCAGCAUGGAACAGGUGGAAAGAACAUUUCCUACAGAGCUUGUAUCCCAUUGGUCCUCGGCCCUCCUGGAGUGCCCAUUUCAGCCAGUCAGAACUCAUGUCUCAUAGGUGUGCCUCCUUUCAAGCGCAGACCCAGGGCAGGAAUGUGAAAGAGUGUCUGAUGUUCUGGAGAUUAAGAUGGAGACAGCUGGAAGAGGCCGAUGGCUACAGGUCAAAGGUCAUACUCAAGAGAUGCUUGAGAGCCUGGCAGAGCUGGAGUAGAGAGAAAAGAUGGAGGGAGAAUGCUGCUAGGACCAUUUUAGAAGCAAAACGGAAGAAAAUGGCUUUCAGACGCUGGAGGAUGCAGCUUGCUAAGCAGGACCUGGUCCAUACCCACUACCACGGAGCAGCUAACAAUCAUCUCAGCCUCAUCAUCCAGGUAUGGCAGGGGUGGGCAGAGACAACCAAGAGACUCCGCCUCACUCAUCAGGUCGUGAAGCAACGAUGCCGUGCUGGCCUCCUGAACGGGGCCUGGUUGUCAUGGAAACAGGAGGCAGAGAAAACCAGGCGAGCUAAGGCAUUCCAGGACGGGAAGAUUCUUCAUAGGACUUUCAGUGGAUGGAAAUCAGUAAUCCAUGGUGUGAAGCGGCAUAGACUGGGCAUGGAUUCCAUCCAGUCAAGGAAGAAACAUGCUACACUCUCUGCUUGCUUCAGACUCUGGCAGAUGGAAUACAAGGCCAGGAGGUUUGCUGUAAUGCAGGAGCACAGACAGGCUAGGAGUACACUGACCAAGGUCCUUACUGCGUGGAAGAUGUUUGUUGCAGAAAGGCGUCGUGAGAGACAAGAACAGAAUGAAGUCCUACAAGAGGCUUUUUCGAUUUGGCGAAAUCAGUACCUUGAAACGAAACGUAGAAAGCAAGUGACCCUGUCUGCUGCCACCCACUGGCGACAUUUAGUUAGGAGAUCAAGGGAGCUGACGGAGACCAUGAGUUUGUUCCGGAGCUCAUUGGAGGAAAGAAAGCUAAAACAAACAUUCAUCUGGUGGCAGAGGUCAUGGAUAGGCCAUCAGCUUUCUCAUCGUUUCUAUGGCAACACGCUCCUCAACAGAUCCAUGCAGGGAUUGAAAGAGCUGCUCCAGAGGUCUAGAAGACACAGUGUCUUGGAACAGCAUUUUGUAUCUCAGAGGAGGAAAGCUUUGUUGGAAGUGUACUUCAGGAAGUGGAAGGAUAGGCAAAGUCACAUGACAGACCUUCAUGUCACAGCCGCAAAGGUCAAAGGUGAAUUGGCAGACAAGUCAGUCGGUGUCGCAUUUCUCAUGUGGCGUCUACGCUAUCGAGAGAGACAGACUGAGCAUAGCUUCAAGCAUAAGCUCAUGUUGAAGACCUGGCAAACAUGGAGAGGAUCACAAGCCAAUUAUCAGAAAGCUGAAAGCAUGAGAGGAGAAAGAGAGAAGUCCCUACUGAGGCAGUCUUUCAAUGCCCUACGGAACUGGGCAAGAGAUCACUCGGGAAGGAGAAUCGUUCUGCAUUGUGUACAGACCAGGAAGAACCAUUUCACCCUCAAGAUGACAUUUGCAGUAUGGCAAGACGAGAGCCGAUUGAGACAGCUGGCCAAAGAUCAUCAUAACAUGUGCAUCCAAAGGAGGAUUCUAAUCGCUUGGAGGAGUUUCAGUCAGAAACAGAAGGUCUUAAAUGCUCUCCGCCAGAAGGUCGCAUGUCGAGUGAGUGAGAGAAGGCAACAUGAAGCUUUCAGAGUGUGGAGAGGCGCCUACCUUGCAACUCAAGAAGCAGAAGCUAAGAGGAAAGAGGAAGCAGCACUUCUUACUAGGUGCUUUAGUGACUGGCGUAAUGAGGUACACGAGGUCCAGGCCCAGCGACUGAGGGAGAGGAGGAGGAGGAUGAGAUGGGCGGUGGCAAGAUGGAGGAAGAGCAUGGAAAGAAAGAAAUUGAUAAGACAGUAUGAGAGCGAUCUAGAGGAGCUAGCAGUGCUUCACUGGGACCAUGGUGUGAGACGAGGAUAUUUCAACAAAUGGAGGUCAACUCUUCAAGCAGUCAGACAUCAAAGAAGACAGUGCUUUCUGGAACAGAAAUAUGGCCUCCUGUGGAAGCAGCAUGUCACUCAGAUGCUGAUGGCCCGAGCCAUGGCAAGGUACUUGAGGCUUGAGAGAUGUUGGAAAACUUGGAGGAAACACUUCAUAAUGGAUCGUGUCUCAAGGGAGAUGUUGGAACAGGAUCAACGUAUGCUUCUCACCAAGGUUUUCCACCGAUGGCGCCAACUUGCUACUCUACAGAGAACGGAACUAGGCUCUAAAGAAUGACUGCUCAUGGUCCUCGAACUCAUAAUGGACAUCUCGAUAUGUUGAUUGAGUUUCGUGCAGUGGAAAAUUGUUAUGAAACACUCUGGGGUCGUAAUCUAAAAAUGAUGUUAUGUAAGGAAAAAUGAUGUUUUGAAAAGUCAUGGAAAAUCACUGAAAUUGAUCGUGGGUGUGAGCUGUUCGUGGCUAUGGCAGCCUUCCAAUUUGAACUGACAAUUCGUACGCUGCAUGGAUCCCGCACCCAUACCAAAAAUGGUUCUUAUCUGGUCAUGGAAAAGGG
Molecule: messenger RNA, 8593 nt
Organism: Strongylocentrotus purpuratus (purple sea urchin)
Lineage: Eukaryota; Metazoa; Echinodermata; Echinoidea; Camarodonta; Strongylocentrotidae
Exons: 32
Coding region: 4-8316 (2770 amino acids)
Molecular function (GO): phosphatase binding
Source: RefSeq, a predicted model, not a curated record